Messenger RNA from Rhagoletis pomonella (apple maggot), 3624 nucleotides. RefSeq names its product ATP-dependent RNA helicase p62 (gene Rm62). The record is from RefSeq and is a predicted model, not a curated record. Gene Ontology annotation, molecular function: RNA binding; ATP binding; RNA helicase activity. NCBI's taxonomy places the organism in Eukaryota, Metazoa, Arthropoda, Insecta, Diptera, Tephritidae. Gene Ontology annotation, cellular component: nucleus; cytoplasm; ribonucleoprotein complex. The coding region runs from base 108 to 1934 and encodes 608 amino acids. The transcript is spliced from 4 exons.
CGCAUUUUGUAGUCGGUUUGUCUGCACGAGUCUUGCUGCUUUGCAACCAAUAAAUGUGAUUGUGAAAAAAAUACUUUCAAGUGAUUUGUAAUUAAAUACCAGUGAAAAUGUUCAAAAUAUUGGUUCAAAGUUUAGCAAAACACUCGUGCCAAAGCCGAGCACCGUCACAAUUAGGCACAGUGGCGUGUGUGAAAAAUUCAUUGAUUUUGCCAGCCGCCAUUAGCCACUCGGCCACGAGUACUAUAUUACGACGCCAUUUUCUUUUCUCUUCAACCAACAGAAGGCCAGUGAAUUUUGCUUUUUCCCAUCACGAACUGGUAGCAGGUAGAAGAAAAGACGUGACAUCGGAGUUCAAGCAGUUUAAGAAUUCAUUCUUAAAAAAUUUUAGUGGAAUAUUCAACAGCUCCGGAAGCUUUCACAGGCAUUUUCACAGCACAAGUAAGAAUUUAGUGGAAGCAGAGACGUCACCUGCAGAAAAGCAAAAAUCCACGGAAAAAGCCAGCAAUCACACAACUUCUACAAAUUCAUCUUUGUACUUUGAUUCUGACGAAAUGGCACCUCACGAUAGAAACUUUGGAGGUCGCGGAGGCCGUGGCGGUGAUGACCGUAAUGGCAGACAAGGCGGCAAUGCCGGUGGCAUGCGUAAUGGUGGCGGUGGUGGGGAUUUCCACGGUGUACGUAAUGGACGUAUUGACAAGAACCGUGGUGGUGGACGUGGCGGUGGUUUCGGCGGCGGUAGUGGUUUCGGCGGUGGAAACGGUGGAUAUGGUGGCGGCGGCGGUCGUGGUGGCACCCAGGAUAUCACACUCAGCUCUGUUGAUUUUUCAAAUUUGCAACCCUUCAAGAAGAAUUUUUAUCAAGAACAUCCAAUUGUUGCAAAUCGUUCCCCUUUCGAAGUCCAACGAUUCCGCGAUGAACAUGAAAUUACUAUUCGCGGAAAUGCACCGAACCCCAUUCAGGACUUCAGCGAAGCUUAUUUCCCAGACUAUGUAUCGAAGGAAAUACGUCGACAAGGUUAUAAAGCUCCAACUGCAAUCCAAGCACAAGGUUGGCCAAUAGCCAUGAGUGGGUCCAAUUUUGUUGGCAUCGCUCAGACAGGAUCGGGCAAAACCCUUGGCUACAUUUUGCCAGCAAUCGUGCAUAUUAACAACCAAAAACCCUUGGAACGUGGUGAUGGACCCAUCGCUUUGGUUUUGGCACCCACACGCGAGUUAGCACAGCAGAUUCAACAGGUUGCUACAGAGUUUGGAUCAUCCUCGUAUGUUCGCAACACUUGCGUAUUUGGAGGCGCACCAAAAGGAGGUCAAAUACGUGACCUUCAGCGUGGCUGUGAAAUUGUAAUUGCUACUCCCGGUCGUCUAAUUGAUAUUCUCUCGACGGGGGCCACCAAUUUGAAGCGUUGUACAUAUCUUGUAUUGGAUGAGGCUGAUCGUAUGUUAGAUAUGGGUUUCGAGCCACAAAUCCGUAAGAUAUUGUCGCAGAUUCGCCCCGAUCGCCAAACGCUUAUGUGGUCCGCCACAUGGCCAAAAGAGGUUAAACAAUUAGCAGAAGAUUUUCUGGGUAACUACAUACAAAUUAAUAUUGGCUCAUUGGAACUGUCUGCGAACCAUAACAUUCGUCAGGUGGUUGAUGUAUGCGAAGAGCAUGACAAGGAAGACAAGCUUAAGGCUUUGCUUUCAGAAAUCUACGACACAAGCGAAAAUCCAGGAAAGAUCAUAAUCUUCGUGGAGACUAAACGUCGUGUUGACCAUCUGGUGCGAUUCAUUCGCAGUUUUGGUGUCCGUUGUGGUGCUAUCCACGGCGACAAGUCACAGUCGGAACGUGACUACGUUUUACGCGAGUUCCGUUCGGGCAAGUCAAACAUUUUGGUAGCAACUGAUGUCGCUGCACGUGGCUUGGAGGCCGAUUAUUGUAGUAUGGUGGGGAUAAUAUGAACAACUAUUGACACGACGCAAUUCACUACGCAUUGCGUUUAUAAGUGAACUCUGAAAUUUAAGCACAAAGAGAAUCCGGUGAAAAGUUCUUUGAAAGAAACUUUUUCAUUAAGCCGAUUAAGCUGCGGUGGCGGCAGUACUUUGUCUAAACAUUCCAAGGUAAAGGGGAUGUCGUGGAACCAUCUGCUGCCAUACGUUUGCGAGUAUCGUCACUGCACAUUGGAGGAGAAGGCAUAUACAAUACGCAACAGCCGGUGGAUACGCUUGCCUGAUCCGUGCUACUUGUGCGAAAAGCGUUCCAGCGCACCUUAGCGUACACACACAUUGUAUGCCCAAGACAAGUUAAACAACAUGAAUCCAAGAAGUGACAACAUUUAUUUGCAAAACGCGAAAUAUAUGUCGCGUCGUCGUGUAAAUUUAUUGUUCAAAAACAUAUGUACAUAAAUCCUGCUUCUUCCCAAAUUUACAAUGUGCACAUAGAGUUCGGCGGUAUACAAUAUCCCUAUCAUCAUGCAGCAAAAGUGGCCUCUGCACUCUUUUAUUUAAGUGAUAGUAUUUGUAAAACUGUAACAAUUUCGGUUCCAAAGAGAGAAAGGUAAUAAAUAGUAGGGUUUCCAACCUUGCAUCAGCGUUUAUUACAAAUGGCAAACUGUCGAGCACAUAAGAGAGCUUUAUAUAAAUUAAAUAAGUUUAGUUAGUUCUUUUAUGUGUAUCUCUCGGGCAUGUACUCCACAAGAAAACGGGGUUUAAAUCACACGCAGGCAGUUAAUACAAACUCCUCCAUUCUUCAACUAAAUGCAUGUCCGUCCUACAUUCGCAACAUCGCAUGUGUUCUUUGGCUGGAUCGUAACGUCAUCGUGAAAAUAAGUUUGAUUUGCAAGGAACAGGGUCACUAAGAUAUCUUAUUGCGAAAUUGACAAUUACGUGUUUAAAUUAAAGUGAAGAUUUUUUAAAUGUUUGUAAUCGCCGUGAUCCUGUUCAUCGCGUAUUCGCGGUUUUGUAACGAGGUUGGUUGGUGUAACGUGGCAUGGCGUAAAAAAUGUUUUGCCUUACUCAUUCGGUAAACGUAAACGAAUGUAUCAAACAUAUUUGUGGCGACCUUCUUUUGGACAAUAAACAAAUGUUGAGAAGCUGUUGCUGUUGUUCUAACUCUACCGUGGACAUCACAGAACACCAGUUCAUCAUUUGCUGCCCGUCCAGAAAAAAGCGUCGUCGUCGUCUGCAGAUGCUUGAACAACGCUUCUAACAUUCCAUGAAAUGCGGAAAGUUCAUGAAGGCAAAACGUCUCUUUUAGAAAAGUGCCACAAGUGCAUCACAAAGCGGCCUACAAAGGACACAUUUGAAACGUGGAUUAAAUAAGAAAUCGAUACUUUGGAGGAUAUGCAUAUUAAAAUGAUUGUAAUCUAAAAGUAAAAACAGUUAUUUGGAGAAUAUCGGCGGGCAUUUUACUGGCCGUCGAAACGUAAGAAGAGACGACACUCUUUGCCAACAUGCCUGCGGUAGUGGUUUUACCUGAACAUUGACUGAUGGAUGCACGACGUCGGCGGGCGGCGCACAAACUACACCAAAUAGUUGGAUGUGCGCUGAACUCCGAGCGAAAUCGAGUUGCAUCGUUCGUCCAUCUUGUGCCUGAUUGCUUGAAAGUAAAAGAGACAGAUUAGAAGGAAAAUACCUUAUCUAUAUUAAAAGU